AUGGCCCGGCGCAAGAAUCUGAUUCAGGAUGUUGCAAGAUUCUUUGCUCUUGCGUGGAAGGCGCCACAGGAAGUCGACCAAGCCUACCGCGAUUGCAUGGCUGAGACGUUCGAGAAGGAGCUGCAGAUCUUGCUUGUUACCCUGCCCGACCGGUUUCACCCGAUAACCCGCGCUACGCUAGCAUCCCUACCGGGCAUCAUGUCUCUUCCUAUGGUUCUCCUACAUAAAGACUUUGGCGACUGCAACAUCAUGGUGGAGGAAGAGUCGUGCCAUUUGGUUGGCGUCAUUGAUUGGGCUGAGGCGGAGAUUGCCCCCUUCGGCACAAACCUCCAUUCACUGCAGGAUCUGAUGAGUAAGUUGCACUUGAAGAAUGGCUGGAUCAGGUACGAGGACUACGAUGACUUGGCGCGCUUGUUUUGGCAAACCUUUAGCGAUAUGGUUGGCGGACUAGGCGAGAACACCACCAAGGCUAUCAAGGCGGCAAGGGUCCUAGGUCUGCUACGAUCUUGGGGCUUUACCACCCGGCAUGCGAAUAUGCCUAAGCCGGUACCAAUCAAGGAUGAUGACGGCGGGAGGUAUAGCAUGAUGAUACUUGACGGGCUGCUGUUGAACCCAACUACCCGAUUUGAGGGGCUUGAUGAACAACUCAGAUAG
This is a messenger RNA of Diaporthe citri, 654 nucleotides long. RefSeq lists its product as uncharacterized. The record is from RefSeq and is a predicted model, not a curated record. Lineage: Eukaryota; Fungi; Ascomycota; Sordariomycetes; Diaporthales; Diaporthaceae. Bases 1 to 654 code for a protein of 217 amino acids. The transcript is spliced from 2 exons.